GCCGCCAGACAGCAGACAGGAAACCAGAGACCCAGCUGCACAAAGAUGUUUCCACAGUCGAUCCGUCACUUUUCGUCAUCGGCCGCCGCCCAGAAGGUCGGAUGUUCGCAGGUCAAGCCUGUUCACCACAAGGUGAGAAUCAUCAAGAAGUUUCUUUCGCCACGGUUCCCAGAAUUGAAGCUGGAGCCACACGACAUCAGAUCUCCCAAGUUUAGACCGUAUCUGACCCACCAGGACCGGGUGCAGGAGCACUACCACAACACGCUGGAGUCGGACCUCCUUUUGAUCAACUACAAGCACGGACAACAGCCUGUCUACGGAACCAAGAGAAGACAGUGGGACAUGAGCUCGCCAUACCACCUCAACAGACCGUUGAGAAAGCCAAAGGGCCAGAUCGUGCCUUCGCCAACCAUCGAGCCAAAGACGUACGAGAACGUGCCUAGACUCGAGGCAGUCACGUUGAACUGCUUUGUGAAGGACGCCAAGCUAUACCCAGCACAGGCCAUCUCUGCGGCGUUGCAGCUCCAGCAGAUAACGGGUGCCAAGCCACAGCCAAUCUUUGCGAAGACCAACGUGCCUAACUGGAAGCUCAGACCAGGUAUGAAGAUGGGCGCCAAGAUCACCCUCCACGGCCGAGACGCCUCGCAGUUCAUCUCCACCCUCACCGAAAUUGUCUUGCCAAGAACAAGGGAGUUCUACGGGAUCUCCAACAGGUCUGGUGACAGGUACGGAAACAUCGCUUUCGGGAUGACCGCCGAGCAGGUCAAACUCUUCCCGGAGAUCGAAAACAACCAGGACUCAUGGCCACAGAACUUUGGGUUUGACGUCACCCUCCACACCAGUGCCCAGACAGACGCUGACGCCAGAAUACUCCUAAGUGGUCUUGGUUUCCCCUUCACCGGUAACGAGAGAAUCCCAAAGACCCUUCUCAACGACACCGAGCAGCCCGAACCAGCUGCUGCAGCCUAAUCUUCCUCACGUUCUCUCACCUCCUCCUUCCCAUUACCACUUAGCUUACACUCCUGUAUAUAUCACACCCGUGUGUAAUCGUACAUCUCUAAUAGAUCAUCCCCUAAGGUAGACACGCAACAUGUCCUUAUCUUUGGUCCC
Pichia membranifaciens NRRL Y-2026 is the source of this 1110-nucleotide messenger RNA. RefSeq lists its product as hypothetical. The coding region runs from base 46 to 969 and encodes 307 amino acids. Gene Ontology annotation, biological process: translation. NCBI's taxonomy places the organism in Eukaryota, Fungi, Ascomycota, Pichiomycetes, Pichiales, Pichiaceae. The transcript has a single exon. The record is from RefSeq and is a predicted model, not a curated record. Gene Ontology annotation, cellular component: cytosolic large ribosomal subunit; ribosome. Gene Ontology annotation, molecular function: structural constituent of ribosome; RNA binding.